AUGUACUUUUUUGGAGAUAGAGUUCUAGUUAGUACUAAUAAUCAAGAAUCAAUGUGUACCAAUAGUUUGGAAUGUUCAAAUUUGGUAAGAAUAAAUUGGGAUGAGGUAGAUAUUCUAGUUAACCCAAAAGCUAGUUUAUCAUGUGCCAGAUCAAGUCAUUGUGCAAUUGGUAUUGGAAAUAAGAUAUAUAUUUGGUCAGGAGAGGAUACGUUUCAUGGGGAAUGUUUCCAAGAUUUGUGUUUUUGUGAAAUUAUUAAACCUCCUGCAUCACAUUGUGUUAAAUGGGUUAAAGCAACUACAAAGAGUACAGCGACUACAGAUGGGCGAACACCAACAAAAAAUGAUUUGACAGAAGGUGCUGAAAAUGUACCACUUGAACAGAUUGAAAUAAAAGAAAAUGAGAAAUUGGACUUGGACAUGAAAUCAAAAUGUGAUCCUUUGAAUAACUUGGUACUGUGGAAAUACGUACCUAAUCCUACUGGACUUCUACCCUUUCCAAGACAUGGACAUCGAGCAAUUGCGAUUAAAGACUUGAUAUUUGUCUUCGGUGGCGGCGAUAAACGCCUGUUUAACGAUCUCAUGGUAUACUACAUAGAAAAAAAUAUAUGGCUUUGUCCCAAGAUUACAGGGAAUGUACCCCCAGAAUGUACUGCACAUGGUUUGGUAGUAGAUGGAACUAGGCUGUUAGUGUUUGGAGGAUUGUUAGAAAAUAAUCAAUUUAGUAAUGAUCUGUAUGAAUUGAAGGCACAAAAAUGGGAAUGGACAAAAUUGGCACCAAAGCCUCCAAAAUCCGGGCCUCUUCCUUAUCCACGAUUCGGACACAGUUUUACAUUAGUAAAAUCAAAAGUAUACUUAUUCGGUGGUUUGGCUAAUAUUGAUGUUCCGAAAUUCUUGAAUGAUCUUUACACUUUAAAUAUUCGCAAUAGCCCUUUGGAAUGGGUUAUCCCUCAGACAAAAGGGUCAUCACCUCCUCCUAGAGAAUUUCAUACUGGGGUGGCUUACAUUGACCAAAAAGGUCAUUCAUUCCUAGUUAUUUAUGGCGGAAAGAACAGUUUAAUAUUAGGAGACUUAUGGGUUCUAAAUACAGAAACCAUGUCUUGGAUGGAGCCAAAAACAUCUGGGAUAGCUCCUCUUCCAAGAUAUUUCCACACAUCUACUGUAAUUAGAAACAGAAUGUUUGUUUUUGGAGGUAGAGUUUCAGUUGGUACUUUCGAUCAAGAAUCAGAGUGCACAAAUAAUUUAAUAUGUUUGAAUUUGGAAACAAUGAAUUGGGAAGGUCUAGUCAUUCAAGUUGACCCAAAGGCUAAUCUACCGUGUGCUAGAUCAGGUCAUUGUGCAGUUGGGAUUGAAACUAGGAUCUACAUUUGGUCAGGACAAGACAUGUACCAAAAGGAAUGUCUCCAAGAUUUAUGGUUUGUUGACGUAGAUAAACCUCCAGCACCAACUGGAUUAAGAUGGGUUACAAAUUUCAUAUUUACAUGGAAGAAUCCCUUAUUUGUUGAUUGUAACAUGCUUGAGAUUGAAAAAGUUAGCUUGCCAUCGCCUCCGCCCUAUUCUCCAACGAUGUCACCAGCAUCUUCACUAGGAUCUACACCAGAAUCAUCACGAGUAUCUACACCCGAAUCAACACGAGCAUCUACACCCGAAUCAUCACGAGCAUCUACACUCGAAUCAUCACGAGCAUAUAUACCAGAAUCAUCACAAGCAUAUAGACCAGAAUCAUCACGAGCAUAUAUACCAAAAUCAUCACGAGCGUCAUCAACAUAUAAAGCCGAAUCAGAUACAUCAGAACCUGAAUAUCUGUUUGCACCACAUCCAAACUAUAAGUUUAUUAUGAUGGUAGCGCGCAAUGAGGCUAUAAGAAAAAAACAGAGGAAAAAAUCGAAUUCUAUAAAAGAUAAAGGUAUAUUAUCGAAACUAAAACUUUCCUCAGCAAAAUCAAAAAUAAAGAUAAAAGUUUCUUCCUUAAUUGGGAAACGUCCUAUGCCUAAGAGUAAAGCGGUACUUGACAGUUCAACGCCUAAUGUAAAAUCAAUUAAAAAAGUUAAAACAAAGAAAAAGUGAUAAAUUCAGAAAAAUAACAUGAUCAUGUGUACAUUUUCCCUUGUUCAAAAUCUUUUAAUUCUGUGUAUCGUUUCAUAUUUAUGAUAUAUUGUUUCCAUUUUUGUUAUAUUACAAAAGUUUGUUCAGAGUUAAGGUUCUGCCGACAUAAUUUCCAGAAAUUGUCAUUUAUUUUCAAGGAAUAUUUAUCAUGACAAUUUAUAAUAUAAGUAAAACUAGAAUAUAGUAAAAUCCACUAGUCAAACCUAUUAAGGAUAAUCUCAUUUGCUUAAUAGCAAAAAUACUUAUAGUCAUUAAAACUCCUAUAGACAUAUAUAUUUUAUAUAAGUCCAAAAACAAAUUAUGUCUGGGGUGCAGUACCUCCUGUUUGGUUGAAUUUAGA
Messenger RNA from Diorhabda sublineata, 2443 nucleotides. Its product is annotated as host cell factor 1-like. The record is from RefSeq and is a predicted model, not a curated record. Gene Ontology annotation, molecular function: transcription coactivator activity; protein binding. Bases 1 to 2064 code for a protein of 687 amino acids. The transcript has 6 exons. Lineage: Eukaryota; Metazoa; Arthropoda; Insecta; Coleoptera; Chrysomelidae. Gene Ontology annotation, biological process: regulation of DNA-templated transcription; chromatin remodeling. Gene Ontology annotation, cellular component: histone methyltransferase complex.